AUGCGCGGUGAACAUGUUGUGGUAUUGGACGCAUCGACCAUUGUUGAUACGUUCUCUCUGGCCGCAUUCUUCGCGCUUUUGUUCGUGACUGCGCAGAACGGUGAAUGUGAAUGUGAACCAGUCGAAGCGCCUCGCGUCUUCGACGCAGAUCUUAUAAAUGUGCAGCAAUAUGCGCGUUCAAUAUUGCGGCGUAUCGAGGAGCGGGAGUACGUUGUCAAGGAGUGGGAGUAUAUUGAACUCGUCCUCCACCAGGCCAAGAUUCUUGAUAAGGUUCCCAAGGAACAGCGAGGACCUUUGCACGGUGUUGCAGUUGGUAUCAAAGAUGUUAUCUACACUAAAGGUGAUGACACAUCUAGUCCCUUGCAGAUCCUGGUGCUCAAUCGUUCAGAUGUGCCAACGCAGUACGGCUCUUCGAUAUAUUGUGGAUACCAACCCAAUUUAGACUCUUCAGCGGUCGCUAUUUUGAGGGCUGCUGUCGGCUCAUCUGCUGGCUCAGCCGCUGCUGUAACAGAUAUGCAAGUUCCCUUCAGCAUCGGAGUGCAGUCUGGAGGCAGCAUCAUUCGCCCAGCAUCGUAUAUUGGCAUCUUUGCAAGGAAGCCAUCACACAACAAUAUUUCCACGGCUGGUCAGGCCCGAUCUUCAAAUAAAUUCGACACCACCGGCUCCUUUGCGCGCAGCAUUCAAGAUCUGGAGCUGCUUGCAGCUGUAUUCGAUAUCGACGAUGAUGAAUCGCCUAAUGAGGUUGCGCUUGAAGACAUGUCAGUUGCGAAGAUAAAGACGCCUAUGGUGGUUUUUGGAAAGAAUGGUGUUAAGGUUGAAGAGGUGUCAUUACCUUCCCCUAUCGAUGAUGCAAGAGUGCUGGCGCAUUUACACACGGCCAUCAUGAGCGGUGAAGCCCAAGUGGCACUGCUCAGCGAGUAUCGGAUGCACAAGCACAAGCUUACGCCAGAUAUUUGCGGCAUUGUGGAGGACGCAAAUGGUAUCACACAAAAAGAGCGGCUGAAUGCCACGGAUCUGCUCAGUAGCAUGCGACCUGGUUUAGAUGAACUGGCAAAGAAGUACUUGGUUAUUGUAGCUCCGAGUACGGUCGAUGAAGCUCCACUUGGGCUUGGUGACAUAGGAAGUCCGGUGUUCAAUACGUUGUGGACGGGUUCACAUGUACCCGUCAUCAACAUUCCCGCUUGUUUCGGUGCGAAUGGAUUGCCCGUCGGCAUCUCGCUUGUGGCAGCCCGGAAUCAUGACCAGCAUUUGUUGAAGAUGGCCCAGGGUAUUGAGUAG
Parastagonospora nodorum SN15 is the source of this 1278-nucleotide messenger RNA. RefSeq lists its product as hypothetical. The record is from RefSeq and is a predicted model, not a curated record. The transcript is spliced from 6 exons. Lineage: Eukaryota; Fungi; Ascomycota; Dothideomycetes; Pleosporales; Phaeosphaeriaceae. The coding region runs from base 1 to 1278 and encodes 425 amino acids.